This is a messenger RNA of Branchiostoma floridae (Florida lancelet), 2195 nucleotides long. RefSeq names its product superoxide dismutase [Mn]-like. Gene Ontology annotation, molecular function: metal ion binding; superoxide dismutase activity. The transcript has 8 exons. Gene Ontology annotation, biological process: superoxide metabolic process. The coding region runs from base 197 to 1213 and encodes 338 amino acids. Lineage: Eukaryota; Metazoa; Chordata; Leptocardii; Amphioxiformes; Branchiostomatidae. The record is from RefSeq and is a predicted model, not a curated record.
ACCCCUCCGGGAUUGUACGGACUAGAUGGAAUGCGAAAAACAGGUUACGUAAGCAAAAAAUAAGGGUUAUACAAGCAGAAUUUGGCCGACUCAGCAAUUCUACUUUUUAAAAGUUCUUCCAGACUGUUCUGAGGGACUCAGAAACUCCGGACGUCCAGGAUUCUAGUCUACCGUAAGGAUCGAGACUCGGCAAGCCAUGGCGGUUCAGCAAGUGUUCUGCACCAUUAUUUUUGUGGUGACGAUCCUGAGUAAUGCGUCUGCUCAAGACUCAACGCCUUCUCCAAGGAGACAGCCGAAGUGGUGUCCCGUGGAGGUUCAGGAGGUAAAACCGUACAGAGUGCGGUCAGGUUCCCGGACAGAGUGUCGCAGGGCCUGCACGUGGAACAGGUUCUGCUGCGAGUUCAACAUCAUCCCUGUCUAUACCACUGCAUAUCGCCAGGUGUCGCGACAGGAGUGGAAAUGCUGUGACGACACAGUGCCCUGCCCAGAUAAAACCGUGUCAGUGGACACACCGUACAAGGGGAUCCAGCUCUUCGCGGACGAGUACCCAGUGCCGCCGCUGCCGUACGAGUACGAUGCGUUAGAGCCGUACAUCGACGAGAGGACUGCGCGAGUCCACCACCUCGGUCACCACGCGGGCUACACCAAGAAGAUGAACGCUGCACUGAAGGCGUGGAGAGACGAGGUGGGACCAGGGGUGGGUCUCCAGUCCAACUCCAUCCUGCAUAUCCUGGAGAACCUGGACCAGGUCCCAGACAAGCACAGAACUGCCAUCAGGAACAAUGGGGGAGGUUUUGUGAACCAUGCCAUCUACUGGGCGACCAUGUCCCCCCGGAGAGAGGGUGAGCCCCCCAGACUUCCUGAAGCCACCCUGGCCACCGAGAUCAUCGCUAACUUCCAGAAUUUCAGCAACUUCCAGGAACAGUUCACAAACACUGCCAAAACUCUGUUUGGUUCAGGUUAUGUGUGGCUGUCGCGCAAUCCCAGAGAGCAGACCCUAAUCAUCCACACAACGGCCAAUCAGGACUCUCCCAUCAGCGACAAACUCCGCCCGAUCCUGGUGAUUGACAUCUGGGAGCACGCCUACUACCUGAAGCACCAGAACAAACGUCCGGACCACAUCCAGGACUGGUGGGCACUGGUGGACUGGGGACAGGUCAAGGCGCUCUCUGAUUGGUGGGCAGCAUAUGAUGCUGGUCAUGAUGAGCUGUGAAGCGUCUUGCCACACUUGGAGUACCAGCUUGUGGUGCUAGGGGUCUCUUCUGUGUUGACUUGUAUCCUAGCUGAGAAAGUUACAAUUUUACAUCAGCUCAGCAAGUUGUAAGGGUCCUUGUAAAGGGUUUCUUAUGACAAAAGUAUUUUGAAGUACCAGCUCGUGAUGCUAGGGGUCUCUUCUGUGUUGACUUGUAUCCUAGCUGAGAAAGUUACAAUUUUACAUCAGCUCAGCAAGUUGUAAUGGGUCUUGUAAAGCAUUUGUUAUGACCAAAUUAUUUCUUUGUUUAGACACUGCAUGUAUCAAAUUGCUGCACAUGACAUGUGAGAUGGCAAGUGAGAUGGGUUUUAAUUUCAUGGUAGCAGGAAAAAGGGCUUUUCGUGGUGGUUUUAAGUUCGCGAGUGCACCAUGUACUGUAGUCUCUUAAUGCCAUGGAAAAAUGUUCGCGGUGGUUUUAAGUUCACGGUAAAGCAGCCACAGCAAAAACCGCAGACAUUAAACCACCACGAAAGUUUCUGUAUUUACAAUACACUAUAAAAUUGGCAUGGUUGCAGUGCCAGCAAGUGAUACUAAAAGUCUCUUCUAAGUUUGGUUUUUAUAGGGCAGAGAAACUUACAAUUUUUAUAUAGCAGCACAGCAAGCUGAAAGCUUCUAAAGCGGGAAGUAUUUCUUUGUUCAGAAACGUCUUUUGGUCUCUAUACAUGACCAUGUGGCGACUGUCAGAAGCAGACCAAAGCUGCCAAGGCUGACUCCAGGCUGGUGAGCAAGUAGGUAAUGCAGACUAUAUGUACAACAUUGGAAUGGUUGAAGUACCAGUCUAUAAUGCUAGGGUGCUCUUUCACCUUGGAAUCCAUAGAACUGAGAAAGUUACAAUCAUAUCUUAAUGCAUGUUCAAAUUUCUUAUGUAGACCAGCAGCAGAUAGCUACUCACAUGUACUUAAUGCAGCAUUUGUUAUAAACAAUGUAUCAUAUUUUUGUGUUA